Messenger RNA from Alternaria rosae, 304 nucleotides. RefSeq names its product TOM7 family-domain-containing protein. The record is from RefSeq and is a predicted model, not a curated record. NCBI's taxonomy places the organism in Eukaryota, Fungi, Ascomycota, Dothideomycetes, Pleosporales, Pleosporaceae. Gene Ontology annotation, cellular component: mitochondrial outer membrane translocase complex. Gene Ontology annotation, biological process: protein import into mitochondrial matrix. The annotation marks the transcript as partial. The transcript is spliced from 2 exons.
CGCAACUUCGUUCGCUGGGCCCGCCUUCACCCAAUACUGCACACAACUCGACCACCUCAACCCCAGGCCGACUACAUAUUCAACAUGUACCAAUUGUCAGAAGAGUCCAAGGAGCGCAUCGCGCGCAUCAUCGAUGUCUCCCGAGUCGCUAUCCACUACGGCUACCUGCCUCUGAUCCUGUACCUCGGAUACUCCCGAAGCGAGCCUAAGCCGUCUCUCAUCCGGUGAGUACACCACCUAUUCCGGUCGUUCCUAAACAAGCACGAGGUGGCUCUUUACAACGGGAAAGAACGUUACAGCUUGU